AUGGCUGAGAGCGCUGCCGACGACCUUGCGGCCUUGCAAGCUGGGUCAGAGUCUGAAGCGAUGGAGCAGGACCCCGAGACUACAGACGGCGAGAGCAGUGACUUCACAGGAGCUGGUGUGCAGAAGUGCAUUGGUUGUGGUGUGAAAAGUAAGAGUAAUUGCCCCAUCUCCGAGAUGCGGGGCAAUCCCAAGAGGGUGGCUUGGGCGAGGAUGCGCAAGAAACUCCUGAUGAACAAGAAGACUCGGACAUCUCGCAAAAGGAAAGUGGCGAGUGGCUCGUGGUGCCGUAACUGUUUCAACGUCUGGCGCACGCACAUGAAGGUUGACAUGCCAAAUUUGGAGAACUUCGAGAACAUCUGCAAGAGGGAUGGGAAGAUCAAAACCAAGUGGGUUAAGACGCAGAAGAACUACAUCAAUCUCAAAGGGGGCGGCGCGACAAGAGUCCGCGCCCCAGGGAAAACCAUCCGCAAGACGAGAAAAUGCUUUUCAGAGUUGGUUGCCCCUGACGUCAAAUUCUAUACAGAGGCAGCAUGCCGCAAGAAAUACGGCGACCCCAAGACCAGCAAGGCAAAACCGUGGACUUCCAGAGACUACUCUGGGAAGGAGAUCCACGGCUACGUGGUCAAGGAGGGCGAGGAGGGCGUCUACGAUCUGAGGUUGGUUGGCCAGGAGGGGAUCGCCAUGGACGAGCAGACGCUCAACGCCGAGGACAACCUGCAUGAGCAGCACGGGGACGACGUCAUGGUGCAGGCCCAGGUUAGUUUCGAGGGAAAGCUCCCUGACAACGCUUCCUCUGUGGUGUCGGCGGCGAGCUCAGGCCACGCAUCAUUCGAGGCGAUGUCUGCCGGGCAGCUGCUCGAGAACAAGCGUCUAGCUGAGCUGAAGCGCCAGGCUAACAAGAUCACCGCGCCCGAGGAGCCCCCCAGCGACUCCGACAACGAGAAGGACUCCGACGGCGAUGACGACGCCGACAGCUCCAGCAAGACGAACGACUCGGAAAACUCUGACGACGAGCCUGAGGAUGCUGCUGCCCAGAAGAAGUACAAGAGGGGGAAAGCUGGCAUUACCACUCCGGUGAGGGAUCGGAACGCGAAGAGAUCAAGGACUGGCUGCGUGACUGGCUUCACUGGCACUCUUGGGAGCAUCUCGGGCGCCUCCGCCUCAGGAGCAUCAGGCAGGAAGGAGGCCAGGAAGGACUCGCAGCAGACCAGGGCGCAGAAGCCCGACGAACUGGAACUCGACGCUGACGGGAAGGCCCAUGCCCAAGACCUGAAGAAUAAGCUGGAGUCGGCCGUUGAGGAGUUCACAGAGUCCAAGUGGUCGCAGUUCGCUCCGAGGCAGCUCAGCCAACACCUCAAGGAGGUCAUGGUUCAUCAGCAGGCCGCGGCAAAGUGGCUGAAGGCAGCUGCAAGAAAGACGUUGCCAAGCGACCUCGCUAGCAUGCCGAUCACGUCAGAUACCCUCCAGAGCAUCAUCACAUUCAAGAAGGGCUGGUCGAAGUUUGCCAACCUUGAUUCCUCCGCCGCCUUGGAGCAGUGGAAGCAGCUAGGAUCGAAGCUACCGAACCAGGUUGUGCCAAGCUACAUCACGAAGGUCAUGAUCACCAAGUCUUUGGCAGAGGUGGAGCACGAGAACAUCAGCAACCAGCUCCGCAUCUUCGACAACAGCACCGAGGGCGCCGAUGCCAUCGGCGUGCACAUGCUACCUGACGAGGAGCAAGCUGGGGCGAUACAGCACUUCGCCCUGAAGGCAAUCGUGUGGACCGUGAGGAAAGAGCUGGAGUGGUGGGCUGGGUCCCAAGGCCCGGUUUUUGGGGGUGCCUGGGUCCCGGGUUGUGGGCUGGGCUUCAUGAUAUUGCCUUCGGGGUGGGGCUGCUUCAUUGCCCCGAAGAUCUUGGGGAACAACUUGGACAAGGUCGGCACGGCUCGCAAGAACAUCAAUGCGGAUGCGGCUACAAACGUGUUCAAGGACAUCGUUGAUGUGGUCGCUCACGCGUCGCCGACGAGCAAGUUGCCGAAGACACUCAUCGACGAUAUGGCGGCCAUCAAACUAGGCUUCAACUUGUCCCCGGAGACGGCGUCCAGUGCGGUGGUGGACGCCGUCCACCGCCUGACCCAGAAGAAGGAGCAGUCUGCCUAUCUCAGCUUGGUCAAAAGGAAAAAGGUCGAGGCAUUCGAGUCAGCGCUGAGGUCAUUAACCACCAACCUCAAGACAGCCAAGGAUCUCGAGGGCAAGCAGCAAGCGCAGAAAGAGUUCAUGAAAUCGUUGGAGGGGUUCGAGCAGAGGUUGCCCACAGCCAGCCAGGACGAAAUUCUCAGUGCCCUCAGCAAGAUGAAGGCGCUGACCUCUACCUUCACCACCAUGUGCAACAACGCGGAUCUGCAAAUCGACCUGGAGAGCAUGCAGUUCAAGACCGUCAUGGCGAGGGUGUUCGACAAGCUGGCAGGGAGCAUUCUGGCCCAGGUGAUGGGUCCGGGUAGCGACGACCUGAACAACCUCUCGCAGAAGAGUGCCGAGUGGGUAUGCGAGGCAGCCCAGAAGCUCUGCGAUCAGGCCUCCCUGGUGAACGAUGCGGUGCUACUUUUGGAGCAGCACGCUGGGAUGAUCCUACCAUGCAGGGAGGUGUUGCGGCUGACGACGCUGUUGAAGUUGCCCCAGUUCAUCAAGAUUGUCAAUACCGACUUCCUUGCAGAGGAAUCUUCCAGGAAUGCCGUUGUCACUUCUGCCUGCUCCAAGCUCACCACCGCCCAGUUGCCCCAGCUCGUUGACAUCAUGGUCAGGAUAGGGGCUGACGGUGCUCGGGUUAGCUACAACAAGGACGUGCUAAGUCUGAUCCAGGUACGUGGGCAAGGCGAGAGUGGUGGAGGCGCCGAGGUCGACAAGAAGAUAGAUACCCCACAGCCGUAUACGCACCUUGCGAACAUCGCGAAAUCUCUCGAGGGCACCUUGAUGAGCUGCCUGGAGAGCCACCUGCGCACCAACAACGUGACAGACGUGUCCAGCUUGAACAACGGUGGCAUUUCAAAGGCAGAUGCUGGCCGCCUUGCUUUGGACGCCACGGGCUCGCUGAAGAACGUGGAGGGCCUCAAGGAGCGAGUCGAGGACGAGUCGGUGGAUAAGGCCAUGCGCCGCUUGGACACCGAGAUCGGCCUGAAUAAAGCCUACGAGCGCUUCUGCAACACUUUCGGCAAGGACCCUGAAGCUGGGAUCGAGCCUGCUACGGUGAGCCAAGAGGUGCCUAUCAAAAUGCAGAUCCUCCCAGUGAUCAAGAGUAUGUUCAAGCUCGAUAAGGUCUUGGCGGAUGCCAGCGACAAGACCGAGGCCUUGUUUAAGCACUUCCCCGAGUUCAAAUCCCUGGCGGCUUCGUGCUCAAAUUAUUUCGAAACACCUGGAGGAGCACCUCGUGCACCGGAAUGGCCUUGGAAUGACGUGGCCGACCAUGUCUUGAACGUCAUCAAACUCUACUCGGAGGCCAAGCAGACCGUGAUGCUCGAGGCUCUGAAGGACAUUGUGGCUAAAGCCACAGAAUCAUCACACACAAUUCCAGAACACAUUGUCGACUACAAGGUGGCGAUCAAACACAUGGAUAAAGAGGAGAUCAAGAAGGUCGUUGACUUUCCGGGGAGGCCGCACUUGGUGGAGGCGGUCAAGGAGACGACGAUGAUGAUCAGCCAGUGGAAGGAAUACACGAGCAAGGUGAGCGGCAUCCUGAACGUCGAUGACCUUGAGAAGGAGCUUGGUUCUGUGACGAAGCUCCGCGACUCGGCCCGGAACAUGAUUGCCGUGAGGAGCGCUCUUGCAGUCUACCUUCAAGCAGACGGCAAGAUGGCUCCAAACCUGUACCGCGAGAUGAAAUUGGCCCGCGCCACCAUACCGCCCAAGCUGAGGAAAGAGUUGGACAAACUCGCGAAGGAGUCGGGAGUGCAGGAGGAGUCGCCAGAGGACGAGGACCAGCCCGAGGCAGCAGGUGUAGCGGCCGAGGAUGCGGCUGACGACGCAGCUUGA
Messenger RNA from Prorocentrum cordatum, 4005 nucleotides. The record is from the annotation of a GenBank genome assembly. Lineage: Eukaryota; Dinophyceae; Prorocentrales; Prorocentraceae.